This is a messenger RNA of Cydia fagiglandana, 1656 nucleotides long. RefSeq names its product zinc finger protein 665-like. NCBI's taxonomy places the organism in Eukaryota, Metazoa, Arthropoda, Insecta, Lepidoptera, Tortricidae. The transcript is spliced from 10 exons. The coding region runs from base 85 to 1656 and encodes 523 amino acids. The record is from RefSeq and is a predicted model, not a curated record.
UUAACUGUAAAUAACGUGAAGCUAACUGAAACUGGAAGUAAAAUAUAUAGUUCAUACAUAGGUAAAGUGUAAUUUAGGAUUAGUAUGAUGCAGUUGGAAGACAUUAAAUAUGAAUAUAAACUAGACAAGUCUCAGUGCCACACAUGCCUAACUUUUGGUCGAAAGCUUACCUCAUUAGGUGAAUAUGUAGAUAUAUUCAGAAAAAUAGCCCCUCAAACUGGAUUCUCGAUGAACUGCAAUAUGGAAUCAAUGCAAAUUUGCUGGGAGUGCAGCGCAGUGCUAUCAAAGAUGGCUGGCUUCCAGAAGCAAGUGCUCAGAGCCUCUGAAAUGCUGGAAAUGGGGCAGGCAUAUGGAACAUUGUCAAAUCUAACUACAGUCAUAUUUAAUGACAUAAGUCCUAACACAAUCUACGUCACACAAACAAAUGAACCAACACACACAGAUACAAAAUCUGAAACAGAUGAUAUCCAUGACACUGGUCAUGUUUCAGAUGCCACAGAUAACAUAGAAUUGGCGAAAACAGAGGGCAUAGAGAUUAAAAAAACUGUAAAAGUAAAAAAUAAUAAGUGGACUUUGAAAAGAGCAUUGCUGAAUAAAAAGCCUAAAUUUAAAGUAAUUGACAAUAAUAAAAUAUUUAGAAAGGUCAAAUUAAGUUUAGAAGAACUUAAAAGUUGUUUAGAGAAGGAAAGACUUAGUGAGUUUUUCAUGUCAUGUAAAUUUAAAUGUGAAAGCUGUGUGCUUGGUUUUGAGGAUGAAAAUUGUCUGGCUAGGCAUAUAGCGAGACAUCAUAGUGAGAUUAUAGGCCCAUACAUCUGCGACACAUGCAACACGCGAGCACCUAACAAAAGCUCCCUAGCGUCGCACAUAUCUAGACACUACUACACGCACGAGUGCUCGCUGUGUGCGUUCGCCAGCUGCCACGUCACGCACAGGCGCGUCCAUGCGCGCACGCAUAAGGUCGUGCUGCAGUGCGUCAAGUGCGAGUUGAAGUUUGGGUCCCGCCGGGAAUUCUUCCAGCACUACAAGGCGUGGCACGAGAGGUUCGUCUGCGACCUCUGCGGCGUCAGCUUCAAGAUGCGAUACUGCAUCAAGGACCAUAUCAGGAAGCAACAUUCCCCUUUUGAAUGCAAACUCUGUGAUAAGAAAUUUUCCCGAUACAAUGGAUUGUGGUUACAUAAUAAGGUGUGUCACACGGAGUCUUCACAAGGCGCGUAUUGUGUGGAGUGCGACCGGCGUUACGCGGACGUGUACCGCUACCGCUGGCACCUCAGCAACAGCGCGCGCCACCGGCCGAGGGCUAGACUACGGAUCCCAUGUCCCGGGUGCGACAAAGUGUUCACGAAGAAGAUAUACAUGAAGGACCACUACGACCUCGUGCAUCUCAAGAAGUACAAGUACCGCUGCGAGCAGUGCGACAAGAAUUUCCUGCGCAACGCGGACCUGGUGCAGCACAGGAAGAGAGUGCACGAGGGCAUCCUCCCGCCCAGGAACAAGAUCUGCUACAUGUGCGGACGAGGGUUCACUACGAACAAGAUCCUGACGAACCACAUGCGCACGCACACGGGCGAGCGGCCGCACUCGUGCGCGCGCUGCCCCGCCGCCUUCGCGCAGCGCGCCGCGCUCCGCCAGCACCAGCGCAAGCGCCACGCCACGUGA